GGUGAUCGUUUAGAGUCCACAUCCCCAAUCAUAUCCCCAUUGACCCAUGCGAUCAAGCAGCUGUUUUUCUUCUGCAUGAAACAAUCUAUUCUUGAUGAAGCUUCUGUAACUGCCAUUCUUAGAUGGUUGCUAACCAUUUUCUUGAGUAUUUCUACCUCCUUUCUGUUAUCAGUUAGGUUACUUCCGUUCAUUCCAAUAAAAAAAAAAGGUCCUACCUUUUCUUUAAUCCUUCUUCCCUACUAAAGAGGAAACUCUCACAUUUUAAGUUAUUCCUUUCCCACUCAUUCUGAGCUUUGGUACUUCUGACCAUGCCAUACAGGACCAUGCCAUGCUCUAAGAGUCAUCAUUUUAGCCUGGUCUAACUUCUGUCUUCUGUACAUUGGUUUUUAAAAUCUCAAUUGGUUGAUUACAUUUUUUUAAAAAUCUUGACUCCAGAGGACCAAACAUUAGGGCAAAGCUGAAGAACAUCAAAUUUAAGGACAAACUUCCUAACGAUCAGGGUAAACCUUCCUAAAGUGGGACAGGUUGCCUCUGGAGAGAGUGAGUUCCUUGUUCCUGGGAGGCUUCAAAGACUGGAACACCAUCCAUCUGUGGUAUUAUCAAAAGGAUUCAUUCCUGCUUGGGGACAGGUAGAAUUAGGUACCCUUUCUGAGAUGCCAUGACUAGGAUUCUAAGAGUUAAUGAAGACAAGAUUUGGAAUGAAAGGCAGGUAAAGCAGCCCAGGAAGGGGAGGAUGUGAGCAAGUCAGGGCAGGAAGCUAAUCAUCUGGGUGGAGGCGAAGCCUUCCCUGUUGCCUUUCAGAUAGAAAUGGAGGGCCAAAUACAAGGAGGCUCCUGAACAAAGCUCUCCAUUCACUGAACAGUUUUCAAGGAAGAGCCAUCCUUAGUCUGCCUUAAUUAUGAUGUUGCCAUAAAGAAUCCAUUUCUUCUAAGACAACUCCCAGUGAGAUCGUCCAUGGCGGCGUUCGAACCUGCCUCUUUCCUCUUGGUGUUACACAUCUCUGCAUCCCAAGCUGCUAGUUCAGGAGGCCCUACAGAAUGCUCCAGGCUAUUUAUCCGAUAUCAUGAGCAAGUUUCAUACAACAAGGCUGCCUUGGAUCAAGAAUUCCAGAGGGCCCAGAGAACCACCAAUGGAUGGGAAGAGCCAGUCCAGAUCAAUUUUCAAGCUUAUCAAAGGACCUUCAAACUCAACCUGCGACGUGACGACAGCAUCUUCUCAAAAGACUUCGAACUCAAUGGGAUGAGGCAUACUGACUCUUUCAAUGUGUCUUUCUUUUAUUCUGGAGAGCUAAGAGAUGAACCAGGCUCUUCCUGCCAUGGUUCCAUCAUUGAUGGUCUCUUUGAAGGCAUCAUCCACACUAAAGAUGGCACCUACUAUGUGGAGCUGGCAAGGGCAUCUUCUGGUAACGAAACCGGGUCAAGCCUUCCCAUCAUUUACCACCAACGGGAGAUAGAUUAUACCCUUUUAAACAACUCAAACUGUCCUUCCUUGGCCUUAAAGAUGCAUCCAGUUGGGCAUCUUCAGCCUCCGGUGCUCAAGCUGAAGAAGGAGAAAACAUCCCCAAGACAGAGAAGGAGCCUCGAUUACUCCAGGACAUCUUGUCUCAUGCACAUCAAAGCCGACUUUUUGUUUUACAGAAGAUUUGGAAGCUUGGAAUCCGUGGUUGCUCAGAUUGCUAGCUAUGUAAAAGCUGUGAAUGCCAUUUAUGAAAGGACUGAUUUUGGAGGUAUCAAAUACAUAGACUUCAAAGUAAAAAGCUUGCACGUUGUACAAGAAGAUGACCCCACCAGCUCCAUGUACUCACGCUUCAUUGGUCCAGAGAAGCUCCUGAUGCUGCAUGCUCAGUCCAACUGGGAUGGUUACUGCUUAUCUUACCUCCUGACAGACAGAGACUACAGUGGAGUCCUUGGGAUUGCUUUUAAUGGCCAAGCUGGGGACCUGGGUGGCAUUUGCUCCAAGCACAGGAAGUUCCAAGGCACCUUGAGAUCUUUGAACACAGGGCUGAUCACAAUUCAGAAGUAUGGCCAUUACCUCCCACCCCGCAUCAUCCACAUUGCACUGGCCCAUGAGCUGGGUCACAGCUUAGGAGCCCCUCAUGAUGAGAGCCAGCAGUGCACCCCCUUCAGCUGGGACACCACCCAUGGGAACUUCCUGAUGUUUGACUACGCCACAGACGGCGACCAGCCCAACAAUGACAGAUUCUCUCCCUGCAGCACAGCCUUCAUCGGGAGGACCCUCCGAGCCAAGAAGGACCAGUGUUUUGUGGAAAGUGACCGGCCCAUCUGUGGAAACCAAGUGCUGGACCCCGGAGAGGAGUGUGACGCGGGGAGCGAGCCCACAGACCCUUGCUGCUACGCUGCGGGCGAGACCGAAGGGCUCCGCUGCAAGCUGAAGACGGGUGCACAGUGCAGUCCCAGCCAAGGCCCCUGCUGUGGCCCAGAUUGCAAGUAUUUCUCAUGGGGAAAGCUGUGCCAAGCAGAGACGGAGUGCCUGUUGGGGAGCACCUGUCUGGGAAAUACAGCUCAUUGCCCUGCCCCAGUGCCCAAGGCCAACUUUACUCCAUGUCUCAUGGGAGCUCAGAUCUGCCUCGAUGGGAUCUGUAGGGGCUCCUUAUGCCUCAUCCAUCGCUUGGAACCCUGUGAAUGUGUCAGCAGUUCCCCAUGGGAACAGUGCCAUCUUUGCUGCCAGAAGCCAGGCCAGCCUAACACCUGUGCCAGCACCACAUCCUCUCUGCUGAUGGCAGAGUUCAAUGGCACCCGGCUCCCACUUACCCCAGGGACACCAUGUAAAGGCCACAGGGGCUACUGCGACAAGUUCCACAUCUGCAGACUGGUGGAUGAGGAUGGGCCAAUGGCCAGAGUGAAGAAUGCCAUCGUGGGCUUCGUUGAGCUGGAGGACAUGAGUGCCUGGAUGAAGACUCGCUGGUGGGCCAUUCUGCUGGCCAUCUUGAUUGUGGCAGCAAUGAUGUCUUUCACUGUAUUCUUCUUUGAAAGGACUGAGGACAGUAAUCGAGGAAUAAAAACGACGAGUGGUGCCUUGGACUUAGACAGACCAGAGCCCCACCUGACUGUGACCCACUGGGAGUGGUCUGAGUUCUAUGUUGAGACCACUUGUCUGGAGGAGACAAGGAUCGAGCAGGUCACAGUGGGUCACUGAACUUCACCUUGCACCAUGGUGCCUCCUUGCAGUGGGGCGACAAUCUCAUUGUCUCAUCACAGAAGAAGACAAAUAUUUAUUUGUAGCUAGUAGAAUCAAAGCAGUAUGGCAUGGUGGAAAAAAAAAAACAGGAAGUUUGGGUUAGGUUCAAGUUUCUUCUUUGGCACUUACUAGAUCUGAGUUCCUAGGCAAAUCACUUAAAAUUUGCCAAGUCUCAGUUUCUGUGCUUGUAAAAUGAGGGGUGUGGACUCUAUGGUCCCCAUAGAUAUAACCAGUUCCAGCAUCUCCUGAAAUUCUCUAUGCGUGUUUGAAGUCUGUUCUUUUCCUUUGGCCUCCCCCAAAGUGCCCUUUAAUUCUACCAGUAUAAGAAACCUGGACUAGUGGAAGCCAAGGAUGGUGGUAUUUCAGGACCUGGUCCCUUUUUGGCCAUCUUUUCUUGAGGCCUUCAUUGAUCAGAUAAUUUUCAUAAGAUUUAAACAGUAAAUAAACAUUCACUAAGUGCCUACUAUGUUCCUGCAAUUGUGUUAAGGAGUGGGGAUCUAAAAAGAAGGGUGUCUUCAAGGAGUUCACAAAUUUAGGGUUGGGCGGGCCCUUGGAAUAGAGAAUGUCAGAACUAGCAGAGACCUGAGGACAUAAAAGAUAUCACAGCUAGGAGUACUUUUAGGACACAAAAUGGCAGACCUGGAAGGGACCUUAGAAUAUACAAUGUCAGGGCUUAGAGGGCUCUUAGAAUACAGAACAUCAGAGCUAGAAGGGACUUUAGAAUAUACAGUGUCAGAGCUGCAAGGGACUUUAGGGAUCACCCUUCUCCAAUGAUGACCAGGAAAAAAUAACAGUUUAGAGAGGGUCCUGAUUCCACAUACUUUCUGUCAACUGUUCCAUACUGCCAUAUAACACUGUCUUGCCUCAUCCUCAUAUUUGGUGGCGUGUAUAAAUCUUGUCCCCAAGUUGGACUCUGAGUUCCGUCAGGGAAGAGACCAAAUCUUUUACUUCUUAUUCUCUUCUCAGCCCAGUCCUGGGCACAUGGUAAAUGUUCAACACCCACACUUGAUGAAAUAAACUGAAUUUGUUUAGGACUAUGGACAUAUGAGAGAAAUAUGUUUCCAAUCCCAAAUGAGCCUUUUUCCUUUGAUUUUGGAAAAGAGCACAGUGUCAUCGAAGAUGCUCUGAAUGGGGAGCCUAGAAGGCUCAGAUUCUAAAGUCCAGCUCUGGCCUUGAUUCUUGAACCCCUGGACAUCCAUCAUCUCUGGGCCUCAGUUUUUCUCUGUACAAAAUGAGGGAAUUGGACCAGUUUUCUGAGGUCCUUUGCAGCUGUAACAACUUUGAACUAUCAUUGGUCUAGGAAAUUCAAGUCAAUCAGAACCUGCUCUGCAGUGGGGUGCUGGGAGUGACUUGUCCAGGCUCACACAAUCGGAGGAUGGGAUUGAACCCUGGUCUUCCUGACUUUCUAUCCAUUAGGGCAGUAUGCCUCUGUAUAAUCCCAUGGAUGUGUAUAAUAAAGGGUGAGGAAGUUAA
This is a messenger RNA of Monodelphis domestica (gray short-tailed opossum), 4671 nucleotides long. RefSeq names its product disintegrin and metalloproteinase domain-containing protein 10-like. Gene Ontology annotation, biological process: Notch signaling pathway; membrane protein ectodomain proteolysis. The record is from RefSeq and is a predicted model, not a curated record. NCBI's taxonomy places the organism in Eukaryota, Metazoa, Chordata, Mammalia, Didelphimorphia, Didelphidae. Gene Ontology annotation, cellular component: plasma membrane. Gene Ontology annotation, molecular function: metalloendopeptidase activity.